This is a messenger RNA of Planococcus citri (citrus mealybug), 1785 nucleotides long. RefSeq lists its product as uncharacterized. NCBI's taxonomy places the organism in Eukaryota, Metazoa, Arthropoda, Insecta, Hemiptera, Pseudococcidae. The record is from RefSeq and is a predicted model, not a curated record. The coding region runs from base 153 to 1697 and encodes 514 amino acids. The transcript is spliced from 4 exons.
UAAUCGUCGAAAUGACCUUGAAAACAUUUUCAAAGAAUCGCGUAGGAGUUUUCUGAUUGGUACAAAAAAAUAUAAAAACUUUCUCGCAGUACAUAUUAUUUUAUCAUAAAUUUUUUUUACCAAGGUGUUGAAAAAUAUUGAACGUUACCAACAUGAAAACGUCACUCGCGGUCGGACUUCUUUUGAUGGCUUUUUUAAUAGUUCGUACAGCCGGUGUUGCUUGCGAAACGUCUUCUGGACAAGGAAUAUUGAGUGGUCAACAGUCCGAUGGGGACAAAAGUGCCCAAGAUUCUGAGGCACACAUGAAGGAAUUGAACAAAGAGGAUGAAGCCGAUGACGAAAGUAAACAAGACGACGAAGAAGAAGAAGAAGAAGAAGAAGAUGAAGCAACUGAAGGACCUCACUUAACGUGUACACUUUUCAACAAUGACUCUGCAUGCAACGCGAUGUGCUCGAUAAUGGGCACAAUUUAUGGUGAACCAGUAAGUCCAGGGACCUGUGUAAAAAAAGACUGCAGUUGCGAUGUACCACCAAACGCCACCCUCGAAGACUUCUGGAAAUUAAAAUUUGACUCUUCGGAUACCCUGCAAAAAAUUCGUAAAAAUAAUAAUCUAUCAAGUAAAAUUUUCGAUGUGCUGAAGAUCCCACACCAAACACCACAACAAACUAAACAAAAUCUUGCAUCACUACUAACUCCCCAACAACUGAAAAAUCUUCGCGUGAAAAAUGAAAAUUCUCAGAACCUAUUCACAAAACACGGCGCACCGAAUCCUGUCGCUGUUCAGAAAUACGUCACUAAGAAGCUGAAAUCUCUCAAAACACCACUUAAAAGCAAAGAUUACAAAAAAUUAUUACUCAAAUCACUAAAUGAUGCGGAUGACGAUACAUUCAACCACUUGUGGCACACAAUCCGUCGAUCAAAAAAUAAACUUUUGAUUCAAGUUCUCGACAAAUAUGUAAGUGACCACGAAAUUGACGAAUCUGAGAUGCAGUCUGAUGAUGAAGGAGAGAUAUCAAUGGUUGGUAUUUUAGAUACCACCUUGAUCAACGAAAUCAUCAAACUAGUACCUCGUAAGAUCCAACCAGGUGCUCGUGGUAAAUCGUCUUCAAAAUCACCCUCAUCCGGCUUCAAAUCAAUCCAAUCAAAAGAAGAAAGUAUUGCCAAAAAGCAGAAUAGCAGUCCCAGCUCAUCUGGAAUAACUUCUAAUGAUAAACGUACCAUAAUCGAUAAAAAUCUUUACACUUUAAAUGGAUUCGAUCAGACACAAGUAGCUCGAUUCAAACAGGGAAUAAAGGGACAGAAAACUUGGGAUAAAUGUUGGCAGGAUUCUGAUGUCUAUGAGGUUUGUACAACUCGAUACCCCAGUGCAGAAUUCUUUACUUGGCGCAAACUGAAACAAAUAACAGAGAUUACCAUGAGAAAAUCUACCAAUGGUGACGUGAGGCAAAUAUGGAAAUUUGACGGCUGUGGUUUCGAAUUAGAACGAAAAGCGGAUGGUAAAAUCAUUCAGCAUUGGGAUUUGCCCAACGGUUCCCAUUGGGAGUACGUUAAAUCUCCUGAUGGCGAAGUUACUCAGCAAUGGGAUGGUGAAGAAGAUUGGAAAUCCGUAGAGUACUAUAAAUCGUUUAUGGAUGCGUGGUGUGCUGAGAAUGCUUUCUUCUAUAAUGUGGGAGGAGAACCCUGUAUCAUGUACUAAAGGUGAUGCAGUAGUAAUUCUAUGAAACCUGAUUUUAUGUAGGUAUUAUAAUUCGUAAAUUAAAUGACCAAUACAGUAUUUUGAAGCA